UCGAAGAGUUGGCCGGCCUCAGGCAGGCCGCAGUGUACCUUUAACUUCUUGUCAUUUGGACGCAUCAUGUAAAGCUGGAGACAAACUGCAUUUCACACUGGGAAACCAUUUGGACUACAAAGAGCGCAAGGAUCGACGCUAACAGUUGGCAGGGUCAAAAUGUCGCCGUGAGAUUGGCUGCAUUUUCCCCUCUGCUGCUGAAAAGAAAAACUUUCCAGCCUUUUUUUUUUAUUAUUUUUUUUGUACAAAAUAUGUACGUUGGAUACUUACUCGAUAAAGAAAGCGGGAUGUAUCACCAAGGGCCAGUAAGAAGAUCGAGCAUCAAUCUUCCUCCACAGAACUUCGUUUCGUCUCCACAGUACCCCGACUUUACAGGAUACCAUCAUGUGCCAAACAUGGACACGCACGCACAAUCCGGGGCCAGUUGGGGACCCUCAUAUGGCGCCCCGAGAGAGGACUGGGGUGCAUAUAGUCUUGGACCUCCUAACAAUCUUCCUCCCCCCAUGAACAACUCAUCUCCUGGACAAGUUCCUUACUGUUCGUCCGAGUACAGUCACAUGCACCCCCCCGGAGCUGCGGUGCUGCAGCCGCCGCCGGACAACGUUACUGUUGCACAGCUUUCUCCUGAGAGAGAAAGGCGCAAUUCAUACCAGUGGAUGAGCAAAACUGCACAAGCAUCUUCUACUGGUAAAACAAGAACGAAGGAGAAAUACAGGGUAGUGUACACAGACCAUCAGAGGCUGGAGCUGGAGAAGGAGUUUCACUUCAACAGAUACAUCACCAUCAGGAGGAAAUCCGAACUGGCUGUCAACCUGGGUCUGUCGGAAAGACAGGUGAAAAUAUGGUUUCAGAACCGCAGAGCCAAAGAGAGGAAGCUGAUAAAGAAGAAAUUGGGUCAGUCCGACGGCAGCAGCGGGUCUGUGCACAGUGACCCGGGUUCGGUGAGCCCUCUGCCGGUGCCGGGCUCCCUCAGUCCCACGGAGAUCCACAGCUCUCUGUACCCUCCUCAGGGAAUGAACACCUUGCCGUCUAUCAGGAAUAUCCAGCAGGUGUCUGUGACUCAGUAGAACAGUCCAAAUGCGGACCGUCCGGUCCGCCACCUCUCCUAAACUGAGCACUCCAACACGCUGACAUGCGGGACACUUGAUGGGCAGCAGAAGGAUCCGAACUCCCAAACCGCUUUGCUAUUUUUUUUGUUUGUUUGUUUGUUUGUUUUGUAUUACGACAUGCUGGAGGCUCUUGAAAUAUUACUUUUAAUAGAAUAGUUCUAAUGAAGUGGGAAAUUUUUUUUCAACUCCAAAUAAAAAAAAGUCAACAAAAAAUAAUGAUAAAAAAAAUCUUUAAAUUGUUUGUGAGUUUAUAAGACAUAAAUAUGGUGCAUUGUUUGUGAGGAAGUGUAUGUGCUUGAUAAAAUUUAAGAAGAAAAAAGUCAUUCCGGUAAAGUUUGAACCGAUGCGUUUACUUGACAAAUCAUUUUUCACUUGUUUUUAGCACAAGGGCAGCUUUUAAUGAUGCGGGUAUAUUGUCGUCUAAUGGCAACUUUAUAAAUGUAAAUAAAGUGU
Poecilia latipinna (sailfin molly) is the source of this 1562-nucleotide messenger RNA. RefSeq names its product caudal type homeobox 4 (gene cdx4). Lineage: Eukaryota; Metazoa; Chordata; Actinopteri; Cyprinodontiformes; Poeciliidae. Gene Ontology annotation, biological process: regulation of transcription by RNA polymerase II; anterior/posterior axis specification; embryo development. Bases 252 to 1067 code for a protein of 271 amino acids. The transcript is spliced from 3 exons. Gene Ontology annotation, molecular function: DNA-binding transcription factor activity, RNA polymerase II-specific; RNA polymerase II transcription regulatory region sequence-specific DNA binding. Gene Ontology annotation, cellular component: nucleus. The record is from RefSeq and is a predicted model, not a curated record.